Messenger RNA from Cervus elaphus (red deer), 2932 nucleotides. RefSeq names its product arylformamidase (gene AFMID). The coding region runs from base 72 to 1067 and encodes 331 amino acids. Gene Ontology annotation, molecular function: arylformamidase activity. The record is from RefSeq and is a predicted model, not a curated record. Lineage: Eukaryota; Metazoa; Chordata; Mammalia; Artiodactyla; Cervidae. The transcript is spliced from 12 exons.
UUUGAGCCCCGCCCACCUGGUAUAAAAAGGCGAGGGGCGCGCGCGUGCGCGUCUGAUGGUGCAAAGCGGGAAUGGACGUCUUGGGCGGAAAUCACAGGCACGAGGCUCCCUGGAAGAGGAUGUCUAAAGAGGAGCUGGAUAACCAGUACUCCCCCAGCAGAUGGGUCGUCCGACUGGGAGCAGAGGAGGCCAUGAGGACCUAUUCACAGAUAGGAAGCGAAGCCGGCAUCUGCGCCAUUUCAUUGGUGAAGAAGGGGAGUGUGAUGAUGGGCCAGAUAGUCACCAAGAGGGCCCGGGCCACCGGGAGGAGCCUGAUUGAUGUCCCCUACGGAGAGGGCGAAGGAGAGAAAUUGGACAUCUACCUUCCCGAGGCAGUAUCUGAAGCCAUGCCUUUCCUGGUGUUUUUUCAUGGAGGAUACUGGCAGAGCGGAAGUAAAGACACGUCAGCCUUCAUGGUCAGCCCACUGACAUCACAGGGAGUGGCCGUGGUGAUAGUGGCUUAUGACAUUGCUCCCAAAGCUCCUGUCCUCUGCACAGGCACCCUGGACCAGAUGGUAGACCAGGUGACCCAGAGCAUCGUUUUUGUCCAGAAGCGGUAUCCAGGCAACCAGGGAAUCUACCUGUGUGGACACUCUGCUGGGGCCCAGCUCGCUGCCAUGAUGCUCCUGGCCAACUGGAUCAAGCAUGGAGUCACGCCCAACCUCAAAGGCUUCUUCCUGCUGAGCGGGGUCUACGACCUGGAGCCCAUCAUGCACACCUCUGAGAAUGCCCCCCUCCUCCCGACCCUGGAGGAUGCUCAGAGGAACAGCCCGCUAUGGCACCUGGAGACGGCCCCCACCCAGCCCGCGGAUCCAGCCUGCCGCAUCCUGGUGAUUGUCGGCCAGCACGACAGCCCAGAAUUCCGCCGACAGUCCAGGGAGUUUCAUCAGACGUUGUGCCAAGGAGGGUGGAAAGCCUCCUUUGCAGAGCUCCACGAUGUGGACCACUUUGAAAUCCUUUGGAAUCUAACCCAGGAGGACUAUGUGCUCACCCAGAUUAUCUUGAAAACAAUCUUCCAGGAGUCCUAAUGACACCUGAACCCUGCCGCCGCCGGCAUGUAUCCCGACUGGGAAGCUUCUCCGAGAGCCCCACUGCUUCCCUCUCCUGCUGGCCUCAGCUCUACCCAGCAGCGCCUCUGUUUGUUCACUCGCCCCCCGGCCAGAAUCCAUUCUUCUCGCUGCUCUGAACCUGAGUACAGAUCUCCAUGGCCCGCCCCCCGCCUGGAUCGAGUGGGCUCCAGGGAAGGUCUGGCCCAGGUCCAUGCUGGGUGUGUUGCCCAGAGCUGCCCCGCUGGCUGAGAAGGUGAAGCAAAAAGGACAACUCGCAACCAACACUAAGAGAAAGAGCUCCCUAAACCAGUCUUUGUUCCUUUUUUGUUUAUUUUUUUGCCAAACCACACGGCCUGUGGGAUCUCAGUCCCCAGACCAGGGAUUAAACCACAACACCCCCUGCACUGGGAGUGUGCAAUCUUAACCACUGGACUGCCCAGUGGUUAAGGGAAGUCCCUGCCCCCCCCCCCCUUUUUUUUUUGCUCCACUUUUUCAUGUCUGCUCAGUCCUGGGCUCCACCUGACGUCUGGCUUCAUCCCAGAAAGCCCUGGGAUGUUAUCCUCGGGACUAACACUUUGACCGGAUUAGCCCUGGUGGCUCGGUGGUAAAGAAUCUGCCUGCCAGUGCAGGAGGCAUGGGUUUGAUCCCUGAUGCAGGAAGAUCCCACAUGCGGUGGAAAAGCUAAGCCCGUGAGCCACAGCUAUUGAGCCUGUGCUCUGGAGCCCGGCAGCCACAGCUGCUGAGCUCACAGGCUACGACUACCGAAGCCUGCAUGCCAUAGAGCCUGUGCUCCACAAGAGUGGCCACUGCGCUGAGGCCCUCACGCCACAGCUGGAGGGUAGCCCCCACUUGCCACCACUGGAGAAGAGCCUGCACUGCCAUGAAGACCCAGCAGAGCCAAAAAUAAAUAAGUAAAAUAAAAACCCAAGUAAGCUACGAGGAUUUGUUGUACAGCGCAGGGGAAAUAGCUGAUAUAACAACUAUAUAUGGAGUAUAAUGUUUAAAAAUUGUAAAUCAGUAUGUUUGUAUACAUUGAAAGUUAAUUUAUGUAAUAAAUUAAUAUAAAUAAAUAUAUAUAGAAUAUAUAUAAUAAAUAAUUAUCAGCCAUGCCUCAAUAAAAUCUCAAUAAAUGGUUCUGAUUAGAAAAUAUGUACAUAUGUGUGUAUAUGAGUAAGUGUGUGUGUGUGUGUGUUAUAAAGAGAGAAAGGAAGAGAGUGAGAAUGAUAAUACGUAUCGGCAAAAUGUAAACAAUAUCUGAGUAAAGGGUACAUGAUUAUUCCUUGUACUAUUAUUGCAACUUUAAAAUGAUAAAAAUAAAAGUCACCAAAAAGUGGAAUUUCCCUGAUGGUCCAGUGGCUAAGACUCCACACUCCCAGUGCAGGGGGCCCAGGUCUGAUCCCCGGUCAGGGAACUAAAUCCUACAUGACUCAACUAAGAGAUCCUACAUGCCACAGCUAAGACCUGGUGCAACCAAAUAUAUAAGUAAAAUAAAUAAUUUUUAAAAUUUAGAUGUUAAAAAAUGGACCCCAGACAUAGGAGGUUGGUGACAAUAAUGUCAAAGGCGCAAAAUGGUAGAAGCUGGUUUUGAUCAAAUUUGAUACAGCCAAAAGCUGAUCCAUGAAUUUGAACUUUUGUUACAAAAUCCUACAGAAAUUGUUAAUGGAUAAAGUUUCAGUUGCGGAAGAUGAAAGAAAAUGUUCUGGAGAUGGAUGGUGGUGAUGGUUGCAUAGCAAAGUGAAUGUACUUAAUGCCACUGAGCUGAACACUUAAAAAUGGUUGAAAUGGUGGUGAUUGUUUUGUAAUGAGUUAGAGCAUUGAGUCAAUAUGGUGUGCAGCUGGAACAA